Drosophila navojoa is the source of this 1466-nucleotide messenger RNA. RefSeq names its product meiotic 38 (gene mei-38). The record is from RefSeq and is a predicted model, not a curated record. Lineage: Eukaryota; Metazoa; Arthropoda; Insecta; Diptera; Drosophilidae.
AUCAUUGAGCAACUCUAUAAAUUGAAAGUGUGCUUGUCUUUGUUUUCGUAUUGUUUGAAUUUUUAGCGACGCGUUAUACUUAUCCAGUAAUAUGGCUAAUAUAAGUAAUAGCGAAUACAAGAAGACCGAUUUCGACUGGAACGAAAUAAGCGUUGGCGACUAUAAUCUAGAUCACUCGCAAAACUUCUUUGCAGCUGCUUCUUCAAACAGGGCGAACGCGCUGGGUGAUUCAAUAGAUUUUAUGGAUAACUAUAAUAAUUCGAAGAGCGGAAAUUUGAAUAUCGACUGGAAUGAACCCAAGACGGCCGACUAUAAAAUGGAAUAUUCAAACGAUAUGUGCGGUAUGGCGAUAGCCUCCUCUUCCAACAAGGAAAACAUGGGCGAUCAAUUCAACUGUAACAAUGAGAAGAUGACGCGGGAGCAACGGGAUAUAUCAGUUUGUGACCAAAAUUUAAAUGAAGAUGACAUAGGAAAGAUAAAAACUACUGAACUGAUUCGCGAGGAUGCGCUACAGGAUAAAUCAGUUUGUGAUCAGAAUUUAAAUGUAGAGGAUAUAGUAAAGCUGAGAACUACUGGCGGGCUUGGCGAGGAUGGGCCUGAGGAUGAAUCGGCUUGCUAUCAGAAUUUGAAUGAAGGGAAUACGAAUGAUGGGAAAGCUGAACAAGAAGAGAAAGAGGAUCAAUCCGCAUCUUAUAAAAACUUGAAUGAAGAUUAUAUCGUACAUAUUGAAUCUGAGCUGCAGUUGCAGCUGCAGUUGGAUUUGUCAACAGAUUCCCAUCAAGGCGAAAGAGACGAACUGGAAUCGUUGCCGAUUCCCAAACAAGCAGAAUCAGUAAGUGACCAGGAAAUGGAGGUGAAUGAAAUACUUGGAUUGAAGCCCAGGCUGAAACUCAACUGGACACCCAAGCCGAAAAGUCAAAACGAGCCAGUGUCUGCCGGAAAGGCGCCCAGGGUUUACGAAUGCAAGGAUGUUUAUCAGAUGAAGCGGGAGAUGAUUAUGCGCCAGCGAGAGGAAGAGGAGCGUAAGGCGCGUGAAUUUCACAGCAAACCGGUGCCAAAUUUUAAGGCAUUGCACAAACGCUUGGCGGACACAAUUGUUACCCAUAAGAUAACAGUGCCUGUGACGCCAGAAACAUUGAAGCAUUCCUACGAGCAUUUGCAGCGGCGGAAACGCAGGGAAGAGAAUUCGAAAUUGUUGCAACAGGAACAUGACAAUGCCAGAAACUUACGAAGAGCUGGCCUCGCCGAAGUGAAGCCAUUUCAGUUGCGCGCCGAUCAGCGCGUACGCGAACGGCGCGAGUACAAUAAUGUUGUCCAGUGUAAUCUGGAUGAGAAAAAGAAACAGCAAGACGAACAACGCAAGCAAAGAGAAAUGGAGGAAGUUAAGGAACUGCGCAAAAUGACGGAAUUUAAAGCUCGUCCAAAUCCAUUUAAAUAACUAAAUUACAAUAAAUAAUAAUAAUGAU